AUGGCUUCCACGACUUCCGAUGCGGGCGAAACACCCGAGCAGGCCAUGAGCUUCGAUCCUGUUCUCCGUCGGGGCAAGAUCGCUCCGUGGCGUCAGACGUUGCAGGCUACCGACUAUCGUGUUAUGGGUCCUGCACUCUGUAUAUCGGCUGAUGGUGUAAUCCUGUCUCCUGAACAAAGAGCUGCCUUAUGGCGCCUUCACAAACAUCCUUCUGGCAUCCGAGUCCUUCACAAGUGGAAUACCCUCCGCCUACCAGUUGAAGAACUUGCUGGAUACCACGGCAUGCAUGAACACGCGCUCGUAAAUUUCACAGAUACGGUUGUCUGUGAUAUCAUCCGUGAAGGGCUGCUCUUUAUUGCAAUGAGAUUUGACUUGAAUGUCAAGCCUCUGCUUCCUCAUGACAUUAACAACAUACUCCCCGAGCUUCCCCCAGAUAUGUCCACGCUGUAUACCGAUAUACUGUCGAAAUGGAACGUCUCAGCUCCGCCUCGAAGACUGAUCAAUCCCAUUGAGCUGGUGUUAGCAUACACCCGUAACCCCCCACUGAAGAGUCUGAUCGAUACAAUUGCGAGCUCACUUUCUGUUCCUACUUUUUUGCCCAUUACGCGAAACAUGAUCUACCAGAGAGACAACGAGCGCGACAUGAUAAACCCAGAGGCGACUACUCUGGCCCAUGCGAUUCAAAUCCUCUUGUUCGCACCUACUCAAUGGAAUCCAGAUAUCAUCUACAAGCGUGACUCCAGCCAAUAUACUCACAGAUAUCCGACACCCGCUGGUCAUGGCGGUAACAUCCGUACCGUUGCAGGGAAGUUUAGCCUCGAAGACCUGCAUAGGUCCAUACUCCUGCUAUACCUCACGAUAGCUCGACGUACAUCGGGCAUCAUGGACUUUGGCCGACCCCCUUUGGAACUAGGGGAAUUCUUGGGAUACUUUGAUGUUCCGAGACGUGAGCCGAUCCCAGAUGAUAUAUCAACAUAUAUCUACCCAUAG
Messenger RNA from Trichoderma atroviride IMI 206040, 990 nucleotides. RefSeq lists its product as uncharacterized. NCBI's taxonomy places the organism in Eukaryota, Fungi, Ascomycota, Sordariomycetes, Hypocreales, Hypocreaceae. The record is from RefSeq and is a predicted model, not a curated record.